AUGUCAAAAGAAAAGCAAAAUGGAACUGUAUCGCCUGUGAUUCCAUCAGCUAGGAGCAGCAAUCAAGCAUCAAAAGACGAGGCAUAUCUACUUAAUCGACCGAACGAACCGGAACACGAAAUGACAAUGACGGCACUGAAAGUAACACUUCAAUGUCUAGCUGAAAAGAAACCAUUGCAGAGUGGCGUGAGGGUGACGAAUCCAACGAAAGAUAAACAAAGUUAUCAGGUAUGUGUUCGUUAG
Angiostrongylus costaricensis is the source of this 243-nucleotide messenger RNA. The record is from the annotation of a GenBank genome assembly. NCBI's taxonomy places the organism in Eukaryota, Metazoa, Nematoda, Chromadorea, Rhabditida, Metastrongylidae.